UCGCACAGCCAAUUUGUUCUGUAUGUGAAUCCCUUAUCUUAACAAGGAGAAUCCUCUCAGUCUCUCCCUCAAACAAACACAGAAAAUGGCGCUUAGUUUACCCAACACAUUCCUCCAAAUAAAACCCUCUACUCCAAUUCUUCCCACCAAAAAGGUAAAAUGUGCAGCAGUGGGAAUCAAUCACAGGACCCAGGUUGUGACGUGUCGAAAGAAGGACAUACAUCCGGAAUUCUACGAGGAUGCGAAGGUCUAUUGUAACGGUGAGCUGGUGAUGACGACGGGUGGGACACGGAAGGAGUACGUGGUGGAUGUUUGGUCUGGGAACCAUCCCUUCUACUUGGGCAGCCGCUCUGCUCUUCUUGUUGACGCCGACCAAGUGGAGAAGUUCCGUAAGAGGUAUGCAGGAUUGGACGAGAUAAUGGAAAUCCCUGUACUUACGGGUGAGGUUGUGCUCCCACCUAAGCGCAAAUCUGCUUCUGCUAAAAAAGGCAAGAAGAAGUAGACACAAUUACUACAUUUUUGAGCUCGCAUUGUUUCCUGACCAUGUUUUGCUUCACAUCUGGUAGACUUCUACUUCCACCUGUGGCAUUUCUGCAUUCCACAAGGUAGUCAGAAUUUGUAUAUAAACUAGUUUUCGCACUUGGUGACCUAACCUAGGUGAAAAUAUUUGAAGAUACAGGGGAAAGAUCAUUAUAGAAGAGAAAGUUAACAAGUAGAAACAAAAGAGUACUCACUGGUAGAGUAUACCUUUGGAAACAAGGAGAAAAGGGAAGAGGAAUGAGAGGGUGUUGUAUGGUGGAUGAUCACUUAGUUUAGCCAUAUAUUAUCAGUCUGUUUUUUUCAAGGGUUAAGUACGGACUAGUUUUUUUAUGCUACAAAUUAUUGUGAUUUAUAUAAAUGAUGAACGAUUGUCUGUUAUCAUCCUGAAAAUGAAACAAGAACGUAGUGAAGAAUUAGAAAAUCACCCUCCUAAACCAUAGACAAGAUGAAUAUAUUCAACAAAAGAUUGCUGCAAUUCUGCAGAACAAAUUGUGUUUAUUCUCUUUUGACUGUAUUUACAAAUUGUAAUUUUUUUUACUGUACUUGUAAUAUGCCAGAGUGAGCUUUUGACUGCCCUCUUUGUGCCUGGAAUAUGGAGCUCUUGGUGUAA
Messenger RNA from Mangifera indica (mango), 1150 nucleotides. RefSeq names its product 50S ribosomal protein L31, chloroplastic. Gene Ontology annotation, biological process: translation. Gene Ontology annotation, cellular component: ribosome. Lineage: Eukaryota; Viridiplantae; Streptophyta; Magnoliopsida; Sapindales; Anacardiaceae. Gene Ontology annotation, molecular function: structural constituent of ribosome. Bases 86 to 502 code for a protein of 138 amino acids. The transcript has 3 exons. The record is from RefSeq and is a predicted model, not a curated record.